Saccostrea cuccullata (small rock oyster) is the source of this 1367-nucleotide messenger RNA. RefSeq lists its product as uncharacterized. The coding region runs from base 168 to 1028 and encodes 286 amino acids. Lineage: Eukaryota; Metazoa; Mollusca; Bivalvia; Ostreida; Ostreidae. The transcript has 6 exons. The record is from RefSeq and is a predicted model, not a curated record.
UUAUGCUGUAUGUGCUUCCUCCUGUGAAUGUCCUUUGGGCAAAUUUGUGUGUCACCAUAUUGCAACAGCUUUGUUGUAUGGAUAUAAAUGCGUUAGCAAAACAGAUGUAAAGUGUGGGUGGCUCAAAAAUCCAAAGACAUCUAUAAAAAGAAAUACCAAAACUAUGGAUGAGUUGUUUCCUGCAAGUCGUCCAGAGUACAGCAAUGGAAUGGAUUCUGCAACCAGAGCCACUGCGGCCAGUUCCUCCUGCUCCUAUUAUAGAGGAUCUUUUGACCAAUCCAGAGUUUAUUAAUGCAGAUGCUCCACUUGCUUGGUUACGCCGUGCAAUGAUUCUGUCAGAGGAGAUUAUUAAGUCCACUGCAGAGGCAACGAAAGGACAGAGAACAAAUCCUAUGUGGGCAGUCAUGAGGAAAAAUAGGAUUACUGCCUCCAACUUUGGAGCAGUUCUAAAUCUUAAGCGUAAACGACUCACUGCUUCUUUAAAGAAGCGUCUCAUGUCGUCCUACAAUUUAGAAAGUGUCAAGUCCAUUGCAUGGGGGAUAACACAUGAGGAUGAUGCCCUGAAGAAGUACCAGAAUGACUUUGGUGCACUUAUUCAGAAAACUGGAAUUUGGCUUCAUGAAUCAGGCGCAUUAGGUGCUUCACCAGAUGGUUUAGUUCUGCACCCCCCUCUUUGUGAAGUGUCCUACCAGACUCCAGAUGCCAGGGCAGCAAUUCCUGAGUUAGUAGAAGUUAAGUGUCCCUACUCUGCUGCCUCGCUCUCAGUUGAGGAUGCUGUCCAUUGUCUGAAGGACUUCUACUUGGAAUUCAAGGAAGAUUCAUUGCAUUUGAAAACUGACCAUACCUACUACCAUCAGAUUCAAGGUCAACUGUACAUGUGUAACAAAAACUGUUGUGACCUCAUGGUUUGGACCCCGGUUGACUGUGCCAUCAUCAGAAUUGUAAAGGACAAGGAAUGGGCAAAAAAUGUUGCAGUUCUUGUUGAUUUUUACUUCAGUACCUUUAUUCAGGCAUUAAGAGAGGACUAGAAACUUUCUCAAACUACUAUGGUCUAUGCUUAGUAUAGUUAUACAACUGUAAAUCAAACAUAAAGUAUCGAUAGUCUGGACACCAGUUGACUGUGCCAUCAUCAGAAUUGUAAAGGACAAGAAAUAGGCAAAAAAUGUUGCAGUGCUUGUUGAUUUUUACUUUUAUUAGUACAUGUACCUUUAUUGAGGCAUUAAGAGAGAACUAGAAACUUUCUCAAAUCUAUGGUCUAUAUUUAGUAUAAUUAUAUGACUGUAUAUCGAAGAUAAAGCAUCCAUGGAUUAAAAAAGAUUAAAAGAAUUCUGUCCAUUAUCUUUUAAUUCAAGGUGCAUGUCAGAAUA